UGGCAAUAAUAUUUUUUUAAUAAUAAUAAUAACAACUUAAAUUUCUAGGUUAUCUGCAACCAUUUAAGUUAAAUAAAGUUAAUAAAGUUAAAUCUAGUUAACUUAUUUAUUUAUUUAUUUAUUUAUUUAUAUAUAUAUAUAUCAAAGCCUUUAUCUCCAUCUCUAUCUCCAUUUUUCAUUGGAUACGGAAGUCUAUGGAUACGGCCUGUUUAUUUAAAAAUAAAAUUUUAACCAAUUUAUUAAAAAAAAAAAAAAAGUUUUUUUGGGGUAUUGUUUAUUGCGACUCUUUAUAAAUUUAAAAAAAUAAUUGAAAGUAAUAAUGACUCCUGGUGUUAAUGAUGGUCCAAGAAAUACAGGAACGUUACCAAAAAGUAACAGAAGAAAUGAUAGAAAUAGAGAAAUUAUAAAUUCAAAUCAACCAUCUGUUCGUACUAUUUAUCAAACUCAGCAUUCAAAUAAUUUGUUGGAUUUUCAACCAGUUGCCAACGACAGGGAUACUGGUAGGAGUACAAAAAAUAGUAAUACACGAUCUACAUCAUCAGUAGCUUCACUUUCCUACCAAGAUUUUGCAGAUAUUGUUUCACUCAGUGGAACUAGACAAUAUAACUAUACCGGUGAAGAUUGUAUUCAGUGGCAAGAAAUGGCUCAAUCAGUAGAUUUACGUGCUCAAUCACCUCCUCAUCAACAACCAGCAAAACCUAUGAAUGUUGAUAAAAUGCCAGAUCGUAAUCAAGUGGAGAGUCGUUUGAAUCAAAUCCGUGAUUACAUUAGAAUGACCUCUACGAUGAUGGAAUCACUGAGUCUGUCGUCUGAUCCACGAGCACACACUCAGCACGAUAAAUUAGCUAUUAUGGUUGAAGAUCUACGGGAUAGUGAGAGAAAACUUAGUAAGCUUUUGGAAGAAUAUCGUCCUAUUGAAGAGUUUAAAGCUCAGCCACUCCAGUGUUCCAAUCAAAUUAAAAGAUUUAGCGAGCUUUUGGAUAUAUUGAGCUGUCAAGAACGUAUUCUUGUUACAAACAAUAAUCGCAGGAAUGGCGAUGGUGCUGAUGGAGAAGAAUCACUGGAGUCGCAGUUGCGUAAAAAAAUGGAGGCGUCCCAGCGAAAAUUGGCUGAACUACAAGAGCAUCAAGCAAAUCUCGUGGGUAUGCAGCAACAAGUAAGAGAACGGCUGCAGGAAGCCCGUCAAACACAGCAGGCGUUACUGCUGCAAGAGAAUAAUCAAGCGACGACUGGGUCUUCUACUCCAGCGUAUGAUGCCGUAAAUUCUCAACGUCAGCUGGCAAAUGACGCUCAAGUACUGGAGUCAGAGACUUUAGCGCUGAGAGGUAAAUUAGCGGCACUGCAGAAUAAAAAAAAGCAAAUGGAUUUACUUGUUGCUGAAUUGCAAAAUGUUGAAAUGUCUGAUCGUGCAAGUAGUAGCUCUGGAGGUUCAAGAAAACCUAAGCAAGAUAAAGCUGUUGAAUUAGAAACUCUUAAACAGCAAUUAGCUCAUUUAAAAAAUCUUAUGGCAGAAGCAACACGUGCUAGAGACGGUUAUAAUGCAAUUAAUGAACCUGAAGUUGAUUCAAGUUUAAACACCGGGUGUUGUAAUGAAAACGGCGAGACUGUUGAGGAUGAAGCUGAUGCAGCAUUGUCUUCUUGUAAUUCAUUUGAUCAUAAUAGUGAAGCAGAUGAUACUUAUGCUAAAUAUAGUAAUUCAAAAGAACGUUUAACUGUCGAACAAAUUCAGGCUGUAACACGUGAAAUGAAAGAGCAACAAGUACUUUUACAAGCAGCGCGCGCUGAAUUACAGCUUUUAAAAAAUUCAACUUUGACGCCGACCCAAAAUGGGCCAUCACUCCUCUCACACAGUUCAACUCCAUCGGCAUCAGUAGCUGGGGUUUAUCCAGCUGAUAAAAAUUCCAGUAACAACAAUAAUAAUAAUAAUAAUAAUAACAGUAAUACUAACCAUAACAAUAUGAAUGGAGAAAUUUCUCAGAGUAAGAAACGUCAGUUGGAAGAACUCGUGCGAAAAGAGCAAACUCUCACGUCAAACAUUAAUCGCGAUGUUACUCCAGCUGAUUGGAGCAGCAGACGCGGUUCUAAUUCUCAGUAUAGUCAUACAAGUACUCCAGCAAAUAUUUGGCCUAAUUCUAAUGCCAUUGGUCAAGUAAAUCAACAAAAUGGUGGUGAUAUACUAGCUCCAGAUAAUUUACUAGAUAUCGGGCCACCAGUAACAGCAGUAGAUAGUUUUGGAAAUAACUGGUGGAAUGUACCAGCGCCUCCCAUAAAUCCACAACAACACGUAGGUACCGGUUCUGUGGAGUAUUAUCGGCAGUUACUGAUGAGCUCGCAAGCUCAACAGUUACAAAUGAUGAACACGACGAUGCAACAAUGCUGUCAACUUUUGUGGGCGCAGCAGCGUGAAUUACAAUUAAUGACAAGUUCAAUAACUCAGAUACAACAGCACUUGCAAUUGAACCAAAACCAAUCUCAGCCACCGCGGGUUUCCAAUGAAACACGUGAGAACUAUUCAAAUCUAAGCCGCUCGACCCAUCAUCUGGGCAACGUUCUCGAUGCAGCUCUACCACCUAGCUCAUCGCUACCAAAUCUAGUCUCUCUGCCGACACCCUCAUCAGCUCCAUCACACAACUCAAUAGUCACAUCCGCCAAUUCUUAUCAUCAUCAGCAUCAGCAUCAGCAUCACAACCACCAGCAGCUCAACAAUCAAGUGCCCCCAGGUAAUCGUGCCAACAACUACUGGGAUAACUUCAGAAGUUACUCGAGACAAAAUCUUUUGUCAGGAAACUCAAAGUCAGUAACUGAUUCACUGGCUGGUACUUCAGGUAACUCGAAUACGUCAACUAAUACAGUUGCAGCAGUACACGCGAGUCAUGUAAGGGACAAAAGAAAUCGUGAGCACGGAGUUGAUAAUAUAUCAUUACAUUCUUUGUCGAGUACCGAGGCUCAGUACUCAUUAAAUCUCCAACUCUCAUCAAAUCUACAAACUCAAGAUCGUGAAACACCAGCAAGAAAUUAUAAUUCUUACAAUGACGUCACUACACAGCCAGUUGAUAAUUUUUGGGAAGAUACAAAUUCCUCUUUUCGUUCAAUGCCCGAUAGUAAUGAUGACAAUUAUUUAUUACGUCAUAUCAGCAGUGAAAUACGUGAUAUUCUUUCAUCACUAGUUGCAUCAAAUAGAACAAGACCAGAUUAUCUUGUUAUUAUUUUACGUGAAAUAAAAGCAAUAAGUAAUGAUGACAGAUUGAGACCAAAACUUUUACGUUCAUUGAGAGCUCUCCAGGAUACUCAGUCAACCGACAAUCCAUUGAAUGAAACAACAGAUCAGACAGCAAGUGAAAGUUGUCAGUCGAGUGACGAAGAUUCAGAUGUUGGUGCUGGUGCUAAUGCUGGUGCUCAAGCACGGCCAUUAUUAAACAGUAAUAAUGAUCAUCAGUCAUCUUUGUUAAAUGAAUUUUUAAUGCCGACUCAUGCUGCUGGACAAGUACCGCACGCGCAAAAUAUGCCGGGUCUUUUAGUUGAUCAUUUUGAUUUUGAACAGGCAGCUGCACAAUUAAAUGAAAUUAAUACAUUUCCUCCAUCAAUUCUUGCUCCUGGAUACAACGAAGACUUGGCUGAAGCUGAUCAGUCGCGUCCCGAAGCUUCGAAUAAUCAACAAAAUUCACCAGAAGAUGAAAGUGUUGAAAUACCCGAGACCGGAGACAUGCACUUGGCAAAUCUCAAUAUUGUGACACUGGAAGCCGAUCGCGAAAUAGCUAAUUUAAUAUGAAUGAUGAUAAUUCAAUUGUUUACCGUUAUAAAUUACUGAAUUUAAACCAGAUUUUAUCACUGAGUAUAAUAAAUUCUAUACUUAAUAAUA
Molecule: messenger RNA, 3859 nt
Organism: Microplitis demolitor
Lineage: Eukaryota; Metazoa; Arthropoda; Insecta; Hymenoptera; Braconidae
Gene: cmb
Product: rho GTPase-activating protein gacZ
Exons: 18
Coding region: 320-3769 (1149 amino acids)
Biological process (GO): centrosome cycle; cilium assembly; intraciliary transport involved in cilium assembly
Cellular component (GO): ciliary basal body; centrosome; centriolar satellite
Source: RefSeq, a predicted model, not a curated record